AGGCCUAUUCUGUACCUUGUCUGUGGGAAAGCGUGUAACGGAGAUAGUCGAUAUAAGUUGACCCGUGUCUCCGCGGUCGAGCGCGCUCGUUCUGCUCGAAACGUUCGAGCACGAAACGUUACGUUAUCCUUUAUCGUAAAUUGAGUUACGUCUCGUUGUGUCUGUUGUACGGUUCGCUCGUGUGUCGUGUAGUCGUCCCCCAGUGUGUGCAUGUGUGUGUCAAUGAUUCGUUAUUAACGGUGCAGUUAGGCCUGAUACAUACAGAAGAUAAAUUAUGAUGGUCUGAUCGCGGUUCCAACAUGACUGUGGAUUUCGCCGACUACUUUUGGGGCGAAAAGAAUAAUGGAUUUGACGUGUUAUAUCAUAACAUGAAGCAUGGUGCAUUUGCAAGCAAGGAGUUGGCUGAGUUCCUAAAAGAACGAUCGACCAUAGAAGAAAAUAAUUAUAAGGUUCUGAGUAAGCUAGCUAAACAAGCUGGCAGUAGCAGUAGUACGCAAGGAACAUUUGCACCUGUUUGGGCUGCCUUAAGAGGAGCAGCAGAGAAACUUGCUGGUUUACACUUGCAAAUGGCCCAAAGGGUCACUGAAUUAAUAAAAGAUGUAUCAAAAUAUACAGAUGAAUUACAUAAAAAACACAAGGCUGUAAAAGAAGAAGAAUCAUCCACUUUGGAAGUUGUGCAAAGUAUACAGAGUAUUACUGUGACUUUACAUAAGGCAAAAGAUAUGCGUAUGCAAAAAGGUUUGGAAUUAGAAAAAUUACGGAAAGAUAAUGCCAGUCAAAAAGAAUUAGAAAAAGCAGAAAUUAAGUUUAAAAAAGCCCAGGAUGAUUAUAAAACUUUGGUUGAUAAGUAUAUGAUCAUAAGGAAUGAUUUUCAAACCAAAAUGACUCAGGCAUGCAGGCGGUUCCAAGAUGUAGAGGAAACACACUUAAAACAUAUGAAGGAAUUUUUAAAUAUUUAUGCUGAUGUUUUGCAAUCAAAUCAUGAACAAGUUGGUCAAGUUCAUAUUGAUUUUAAACGGCAGUGUUUGGAUAUGACAGUGGACAAAUUACUAGAGCAAUUUGUACAAAGCAAAUAUACAGGUUUUGAAAAACCAGGUACAUUCGAAUAUGAAGAAAUCAUGACAGGUUUAGGAGAAAUGACCGGUCACUCCCAAUUGGAAAGCAAUGUUGAGACACCUAAGGAAACAUCAAAAGGAGCUAAUGGAGAAACAGGCGUAGCUGGUAACACUCACAGUUCAAAAAACGAUCGGGGAUUAAAAGGGGUGGGUUGUCAGGUGGAUGAGGAAAAGGGGAAGGUACAAGAAAAAACAAAUGAAAAUCUGAAUGAAAGGGACAGAGAAUUGUCACAUGCACAAGCCACCAAGGCUUCCCGCCGUACUACCUCGCUACUCAACCUGUUCAUGUCCAACUCCCAGGACAAACAGAAGCAAGCAGGGUCUGGUUCAGCACCUGCAACUCCUCAGGGGAACAACCUGCCUCCUGCUGUUCCACCUCCCAGCAUCUCCAGGAACCCUCUCAGAGGAUCUAAAUUGGUAACGCGUAUUAUGGUUCCUCCACUCUGCACUCUUUUAGAUCAGCAAUGGUUUCUUCGCAGCAGAAGAGAAAAAAGAAAGGAAAAAAAGGCAAAAAAGAAGAAGGAUAUUGUGGAAACAAGCAGCAACAAAGAAGAAAAGUCUGACCUGGAGGAUAAGGAUGACAGUAGAAAGUCUGAAACACCGACACCGGAAGUAGAUGAGGAUGGUUUCUGCAUUAGACCGAAAGCAGAGCCGUGGGAAAAUGAGAAGGGAUUUUAUUCUAGCUCAGAUACCGAUUCGGAGGACGAGAGGGAACGAAAGAUCCGAGUGGAAAUAAAACCACUUAGCAAUGGCGGGGCACCGAUGAGCGCCAGUGUGGACGAGCUCAGGGCGACUGUGGAGAAUCUAUCGUUAUCGCCUGCACCGACGGGACGCAGAGGAUCGAAUAACUCAGAUCAUCAUAUGAAAAGGUCUCAGUCAGUGUCACAGCAAUUAGGAGGUAAGCCAAGCUCGGAUUUACUUGGCCUAAACUUGUUCAAUCCUAGCAGUACACCAUCGAGCGCCUCAACGCCGACUGGUAGUCAUCCGUACGCGCCAUUGCAAAGUCCUCCGCCGUUGUCUUUGUCACCGACGCCUCAACCACAGCCGCCACAAUCCGCACCACCUACACAUCCUCACCCACGAUUCCCUGAUGGAGACUUGUUCUCGGAAGUAGGAGAUAUCACUCCGGCCUUACCUCCCAAGCAAUCCGCAUCUUCUACUCCGACAGGAUCUAUCAUCAUUCCUAGACCACCGUCCCGAAGAGGAGAAGGCCCUUCACCAAGGGGUAGAAUGUCACCGGCAACUAUAUCCAGAGCCGACAGCGUGGCUAGUUUGGAGUUUCGUACAGCUGGUGUUGGAGUUGGGUCUUCCAGAGGACCGUCUCCGCUCACGAUAGGACUCGCCGACACUAUUCCUUUAGCAGUUGCUUUCCAUGAAAUAGUACACUCUUAUUUCAGAGGUACUGAUGAAACGCGGUGUCAAGUGAAACUGAGCGGGGAUAUGAUGCUAUCAUUCCCUGCCGGUAUCGUCGCCGUGUUAGCUAAUAAUCCAAACCCCGCGAAGCUUACGUUCCGCGUGCGAAACAGUAACAGAUUGGAAAAAUUGUUCCCUAAUAAUCAGCUCGUCAGCAUGGAUGCAACGCAGACAACUGUUGACUGUACAAUUUUUGAAUUCAAUAUGAGUGCCUUAACUACGUUGUUACGCAAACAGGCUGAACAAAAUCCCUCAGCUUCGUAUUUUAAUGUCGAUAUACUCAAGUAUCAAAUCAAAUGCAAGGAGGGUGCGGGUUCGUGCCCUUUCCAGCUGGUUGCCUAUUGGAAAUGCGAAACGGCUCAUACCGACCUUAAGAUUGAUUAUAAAUAUAAUAGUCGUGCUAUGGCUUCACCGAGUCCACUGUUGAACCUCCAUGUGGCCGCCCCCAUAGACGGAGGAUUUAAGUCAUUCAAUAGUAAACCUCAGGCACAAUGGUUACCAGAAACGAAUCGGAUACUGUGGAAAUUUACAGAACUAUCACAGCACAGCGAAGGUAACGGCGUAGGUUCACUGAAAGCCCGAGUGGAACUAGCGCAUGGGCCAGGAAACCAAGGAACCAUAUUCACACAGUUUAAUUGCGAAGGGACCACAUUAUCUGGAGUUGAGUUUGAGCUUUUAGGCCCGGGAUAUAGAUUAAGUUUAGUAAAGCGUAGAUUCGUAUCUGGAAAAUAUAUUUGUGAUGGAGAUUCCGACUCACGAAGUAGAUACGCUGCUCCUCCAUCAAAUAUGGAUUGACGACUUCCAGAAUGGGCGCCUCAAUGGGAGAGUCUGCCCAUUUAAUAUUGGUACUUGCUUGUUCAUUCACUGCCCAUACCACAACUAAUGUCCGUUCAAAUUCGAAAUCGGCGUGGGGAAGCCUGUUGGAUACCAAAGAACGUGUGCGAUACAAUAAUAAGAUUACGUAGUAGAUGAAUAAUUUGUACAGAUGACGUGGCGCUACGUGAUUUUUUCGUGUAGCAGAAUGUAAAGUUUAUUCAUGUUACGAAUUAAAAAAGAAAAAAAAAGAUGGAUUUUGGGUACGAGAAAGUGACAAAUGGAGGUAUUGUAUGAAUUCGUACCUUCAUAAAUUAGGAUGAGUGUAGUAUGGUAUAUGAUGCUAGAUGAAGAAAAUACUUGGACAGAAAUGUAACGAAAAACAUAGUUGGACUUCGUAAGUCACUUGCUACCUGAUGAAUAGCGUUCUAUGUGUUUUAUAACUUGUAUAUUUUUCAAUUUUUCUAUAUAUUCUCGAUUAGAUUGUACUAUUUUAGUAAAGUUUAUACGUGACGCGUAAACAAGAUGUAACUACGACUACGAGGAUGACGACGAUAAUGAAAGCAGAAUACGUUUAGAACGUUGAGGAGUAAGUAAUUUUCUCGCAUAAAGCCUUUGGUGUCCAGCAUAUUUUUCACCACGAUAUUCUCGCCAUAUUAUUGUGUCUAUAUAAUAAUCAAAAUACGUUAUAAAUUUUUUUUACGUAACAGCACGAAAAAAAGCUCUAGGAAAGAUCAUCAAACAGUACAAUGUUCUUAAACUAUUGUUACAUUUUACGUUAAUUUUAAUAUAAUUAUUAUUAUAUAUAACUAUCAUAUUGCGCGUUAAAAAUUUUUAAAAGAAAUGUAAAGGUUCUGUAAGGCCAAUAUUAACUUCGUGUCUGUACAUUAAUAUUUCUAUUUUACACGGAGGGUCGAUAUUUACUUUUUAAAAUCUUUCAAUGCAGUCCUACCGUGUACAUUUUCAAAUCUGUUUUUUUUUGAUAUUCGUGAAAUUUUUGAAAGUAUAUUGGUUGCAUAUACAUACAUGAAGAAAGUCUAAAACGUAAUGAUUCCUAAAAUGAAAUCAUAUUUUCCGUUUUGCAACUCAUUGAACUUUAUAUAUAUAUAUAUAUAUAUAUAUAUAAAUUCCAACAUAGUUUUGCUUUAUUUAUGAACAAAGAAAAUAGCGAGGAUGUUAAGAACAAAUUGUUCGAUAGAUUAGUGAUAGUUCGUAUAUAUAUAUAUUAAGUGAAAUUCGACGAGUAAUGAAAAAAAAAAAAAUGCUUUAUUAAAACGUUUAACUAAGUAUACAAUUUUAACAUUGUAACGAACAAGUUAGCUGCGUGACUCGUGAUUAGUUUUUCAGAUUUCAUAAAUUUUUCGAAAAAUUGUAAAAGUAAUUUCGUAGUAAUUUCAUAGUGAUCAUUUCGUUUUUUCCAUUAUCGUAAAAGUAACCCAAUACUUUUCCUAUAACAUUAAAGAAAUUUUUCCAUAUUUAUCAUUUUAGAGCAGGAGCUAACUAAAGAUGUUAACGUCUUCUUAACACUUUGACGAAAAUCGACUAUAUUCUAUCUGUUUCUUUUUCUUCUCAUUAUUUCUUUUUCAGUAUUUUUUUUUGCUACGCUUUGCAAUAUAUUCACAAAGUGAAUCAACCGUUUUGAGAGACAAGCCAUUUCGUUUAGUCGUUACAUGUGCAUACAUACCCUUGUAUGUAUAUGUGUACAUAAAAACGAAGUAAUAAUUUUAAGAAUAAGUCUGAAAAAAUCGAACUCGAAUAUUAUUAUAUAGUCCAGCACACACGAAUCUUCCCUUUGUGCAAAUUUAGAUGAUCGGCAACAAGUUAAUUUAGUUAUUAACGAAUUAAAUAAAUGCCGUGCAUCUUCGUGCAUAGUUCACAUAAUAUGUCUUUCUUUUUUCUUUCUUUUUCAUCUGUUUUAAAAGUCAUAACAUUUUCUUUUCUUUUCUUUAAGUUUAAUGCAGAAGAAUUUUCUUGUUUCUUUUCUUUUUUUAAUAUAUUUAGUUUGAGCUUAUCAAAUAUAUUCAAUAUAUUCAAAGAUCUAAAUUGUUUAAUUUUGAUCUAUACACGAGUUGCAAUGGCACUUGUUGCAGGGUAUUCGUUACCUGGUUCUAAAAAGUGCAUUAUGCUUUAAGCUAUGAGAUGAUUCAUAGGAGAAGUGCGAAUUGCUGUGUUUGAUUACCGAAUAACAAGCACGAUAAACUUUUUUAUAGCAAUUAUUCAUUUAAGGGAUAUAUUAUAAGAUGAUUUUUACAUUUUAAGGAAAUUAUUCAACGUUCAGCCGCGAUGCUCUACUUCUAUUUUACGAAUUUACAUUUCAUUUUAUUAUUAUUACUAUUGUUAUUAUUAUUAUUAUAUACUCAUGUGAAGAAAAGUAAAGGUCUACGAAGAGCAAUGCCAUCUAAGUAAUGCGAUAAAAUUGGCGACCACUCCAUUUGAUAUUGUUUGUUUAUUUAAUACUUGACAAAUACGUUAAUAUAUUUUUUUAAUUACAUUCUCUACAUUGAUUGACCCUGCUCUUAAUGCGUUUGAUCGGCAAGAGUGACAUUAGUUAAUGUAUUUCAACGACUUGAAACGAGAAAAUCCAUCUUUCGUACAUGGUUGCGCGUGAUAGUGUUUAAAAAAAAUGAAAAAAAGAGAAAAAAAGGAGAUGAGAACGAAAGAGAAAAGGAAAGAGGGUACGACUAUUAUGGAGUGGUUCCUACGAAAAAUCGACUGAGCUCUUCUGUGAUACGAAGAUGUCACUAUAAUUUCGUAAUAAAUGUUUGUAACGAAACAUAAGUAAUGUUAAUACGAUCGCGUUCACUUUCUUCCAGACUGAAUUCCCGAACAAAGAAUUGAUGGUGUUUAAAAGAACGUGAUUCAACCAUGUUGGUCUCUUUUAAUCACCUUUCGAUGUCAUUGCGGUCGGGCGUAAAUUUUUUUGAUUCCUAUGCGUACGAUUAACGCAGAAAUAAAACGUAUGAUUACAUUUUAUGCGAUUCGCUUUUUACGUAUUAUUGUAAUAAUGACAACAAAUACAAUUUCAUCACAUCCUGAUGAAAAAAAAAGAAAUCACAAUACACACACAUACACACACAUGCCCAUUUUUUAUCGGAAUUGACGCGAUAUAUAAUAAAAUAAAGGUAAUCGUGUGUACAAGAUUUAAAGUCAUGUGUGAGAGAAAGGGUGUAUGAAAAAGGAAUGAAAGAGAAAGAGAGAGAGAAAAAAAUUGCAAUGCAAUUGCAUAUACAUAAUAAACCCUUAUACAUAGUAUAAAUACGAACAAGAAGAAUAAAUUAAUACAAUAUACAUGUUACAUGAUACAUAGAAUGGUUAUGUAAGCCUGUUGACAUGUAAUGUCUAUGUUCUAAUAAAGAUUAGGAUAUUUUAUAUAUAAAUAAACUAUCAGUUGCC
Messenger RNA from Frieseomelitta varia, 6734 nucleotides. Its product is annotated as F-BAR domain only protein 2. Gene Ontology annotation, cellular component: clathrin-coated vesicle; plasma membrane; cytoplasm. The transcript has 14 exons. Lineage: Eukaryota; Metazoa; Arthropoda; Insecta; Hymenoptera; Apidae. The record is from RefSeq and is a predicted model, not a curated record. The coding region runs from base 300 to 3323 and encodes 1007 amino acids. Gene Ontology annotation, biological process: clathrin-dependent endocytosis; clathrin coat assembly.